Indicator indicator is the source of this 5637-nucleotide messenger RNA. RefSeq names its product sodium channel protein type 5 subunit alpha-like. Bases 1 to 5637 code for a protein of 1878 amino acids. The record is from RefSeq and is a predicted model, not a curated record. The transcript has 26 exons. Gene Ontology annotation, molecular function: protein binding; voltage-gated sodium channel activity. Gene Ontology annotation, biological process: membrane depolarization during action potential; sodium ion transmembrane transport; neuronal action potential. Lineage: Eukaryota; Metazoa; Chordata; Aves; Piciformes; Indicatoridae. Gene Ontology annotation, cellular component: plasma membrane; axon; voltage-gated sodium channel complex.
AUGGCUGACUUCUUGUUACCACCGGGUACUAACAGCUUCCACCGGUUCACGCCUGAAUCCUUGGCUGCUAUUGAGAAACGGAUUGCGGAGAAACUUGCAAGGAAUGCAAAGCAGGAAUAUAGAGAGCAGCUGGGUGAAGAAGAGAAACCUCAGCCUCAGUUUGAUUUGCAAGCUUGCAAGAAGCUGCCCGAUAUCUAUGGGACUGUUUCUCCAGAGCUCAUUGGGGAGCCAUUGGAGGACAUUGACCCUUUCUACAAUGAUCGUAAGACAUUUAUAGUACUGAACAAAGGGAAGACAAUCUUUCGAUUUAGUGCCACUCCUGCCUUGUAUAUACUUAGUCCUUUCCACCCAGUCAGAAGAGCAGCAAUUAAAAUUUUGGUACAUUCAUUGUUCAGUAUGUUUAUCAUGUGCACUAUUUUAACUAAUUGUGUCUUCAUGGCACAAUCAGAGACUCCGCCAUGGAAUAAAUAUGUUGAGUACACUUUCACUGGCAUUUACACUUUUGAGUCAUUGAUAAAAAUAUUGGCGAGAGGAUUUUGCAUGACAGAAUUCACCUUCCUCCGGGAUCCAUGGAACUGGCUGGAUUUCAGCGUUAUUGUCAUGGCAUACAUAACUGAAUUUGUGGACCUGGGCAAUGUCUCAGCCUUACGAACGUUCAGAGUACUGCGGGCGCUGAAAACAAUCUCAGUCAUUUCAGGACUGAAGACCAUUGUAGGGGCACUUAUCCAGUCUGUUAAGAAACUUGCUGAUGUGAUGAUCCUGACCGUUUUCUGCUUGAGUGUCUUUGCCCUCAUAGGCCUCCAGCUCUUCAUGGGCAACUUGCGACACAAGUGUGUCAGGGACUACACUAAGUUUAACUUCACUAAUGGCACGUUGUACUUGGAUGGUAGGACGUGGAACACCUCAGAGGAGUUUCUUAGUGAUCCAGUGAACUACUUCAUAAAAAAUGGUACAGAAGAUGUGUUACUGUGUGGCAAUAGCACUGAUGCUGGCACAUGCCCUGAGGGAUAUAUAUGUCUGAAGGCUGGGGAAAACCCUGACCAUGGCUACACAAGCUUUGAUACUUUUGGCUGGGCCUUUCUCUCUUUGUUCCGUCUUAUGACUCAAGAUUAUUGGGAACGUCUUUAUCAACAGACUCUCAGAUCUGCAGGGAAGAUCUACAUGCUUUUUUUUAUGCUGGUCAUCUUUCUUGGUUCAUUUUAUCUGGUCAACCUGAUUCUGGCUGUUGUGGCCAUGGCAUAUGAAGAGCAGAACCAAGCCACUAUUGCUGAAUCAGAGGAGAAGGAACGAAAGUUUCGGGAAGCCAUGGAGAUGUUAAAGAAAGAACAGGAGGCACUAGCUGCUAAAGGAAUUGAUUCAAUGUCACUCAGUUCAUUGGAAAUGUCACCUUUGGCAUCCAAAAAUGCCAAGGAAAGAAGAAAUAAGCGAAAGAAAAAGAAAACUUUGGGGGCAGAAGAGUAUGGGGAAGACCAAAGGAAUCCCAACUGUGACUAUGAUGAUGGUCAGAGGAGAAUGACUCUCCUUGGCAUUAGUUAUGGUCCCAGUGCACACUUGGUGAAGCGCAGAACCAGCCACGGAAGCGUAUUCAGUUUCCGACUCCGUGGUAGAGACACUGGCUCCGAAACAGAUUUUGCCGAUGAUGAGAUCAGCACUGCUGGGGAAAAUGAAAGCCACCGGGGCUCUCUCUUAAUUCCAAGAUCUGGGAGGCGUCCAAGCAUGCAAAGUCAAGUGAGCCAUAGUUCUCACCCUACUACUCCCAACUACACCCAGACGGGCAAAAGGAACAGCUCAGUGGAUUGCAAUGGUGUGGUUUCCCUGAUAGGAGGAGGCAUCGGGGCACUCAACCCAGACCCUACUUCUCCUGCAGGGUUACUGCUCCCCCCAGUUAUUAUGGAAAAACCUGGGACAGGCGAUCUGACCUCUCCCUCAGAUGAAGCAAGCAAGAAGCAGCUUUUAAUGCCCCACCGCCCAUCAGUGGACCACUCAGAUGAACCCUUUCAGAGGCAGAGGGCAGUGAGUGCUGUCAGCAUCAUCACCAGUGCCCUGGAAGAGCUUGAGGAAUCACACCAGAAAUGUCCUCCCUGCUGGAACCACUUUGCUGUUAAAUUUCUCAUUUGGGAUUGCUGCCCAUUUUGGCUUUUAAUCAAGAAAUUUGUCAAGUUUGUGGUAAUGGACCCAUUUACUGACCUCACCAUCACCCUUUGCAUUGUGCUGAACACGCUCUUCAUGGCCUUGGAGCAUUAUAAGAUGACGAAGGAGUUUGACCACAUGCUUUACAUAGGCAAUUUGGUCUUCACUGGGAUUUUUACAGCAGAAAUGAUCUUCAAAAUAAUUGCCCUUGACCCCUACUACUAUUUUCAGCAGGGCUGGAAUAUUUUUGACAGCAUAAUCGUUAUUCUAAGCCUGAUGGAGUUGGGUUUGUCCAGCAUGGGAAACCUCUCUGUUUUACGCUCCUUUCGCCUGCUGCGAGUCUUCAAAUUGGCGAAGUCCUGGCCGACCUUAAAUACACUCAUUAAAAUCAUCGGUAAUUCUGUGGGUGCCCUGGGUAACCUCACUCUUGUGCUGGCAAUCAUCGUCUUCAUUUUCGCCGUGGUGGGAAUGCAGCUGUUUGGGAAGAGCUACUUGGACAAUGUGAAGAAGAUAAGCACAACUGGCAAUCUGCCACGGUGGCACAUGAAUGAUUUCUUCCACUCAUUCCUCAUCAUCUUCCGGAUUUUGUGUGGGGAGUGGAUUGAGACCAUGUGGGACUGCAUGGAAGUAGCUGGGCAGCCACUGUGCCUUCUCGUCUUCUUGUUGGUCAUGGUGAUAGGAAACUUGGUGGAUUAUUUCCAGCAGGAAAAACAGCUGCAGCUGAGGGGGCAGCGAUGCCAAAGCCCAGGUGUCCGGAGUCAGAAUUCUGAGAUUUGUGAAGAGUUAAGUGAGUUGCACGUGGAUAAGCAGUUGAAGGCUGAGCCACCACCUCCAGUAGGGCAAAAAGAGCUUGAUGAAAUCAGUCUUUCUGAAGGCAGCACAGUGGAUUUGACAAAUCCUGCAGAACUGCUGGAGCAGAUCCCUGAGUUUGCUGAGGAGCUGAUGGAGCCUGAAGAUUGCUUCCCGGAAGUUUGUGUACGAUUCUUCCCGUGUUGUUCCGUGGACAUCACAAAAUUUCCAGGCAAAAUUUGGUGGAGGCUGCGGAAAACCUGCUACAGAAUCGUCGAACACAACUGGUUUGAAACGUUCAUCAUAUUCAUGAUCCUGCUGAGCAGUGGAGCCCUGGCUUUUGAAGAUAUUUACCUUGAAGAUCGAAAAAACAUAAAAACCAUGCUGGAAUAUGCUGACAAAGUAUUCACAUACAUCUUUGUCUUGGAGAUGCUCCUGAAAUGGGUGGCUUAUGGCUUCAAGAAGUAUUUCACCAAUGCCUGGUGCUGGCUGGAUUUCCUCAUUGUAGAUGUCUCUUUAAUUAGCCUCAUCGCCAAUACACUUGGAUACUCUGAGAUGGGGCCCAUUAAAUCCCUCAGGACCCUCCGAGCUCUGCGGCCAUUGAGAGCAUUGUCACGAUUUGAAGGGAUGAGGGUGGUGGUCAAUGCCCUCGUGGGAGCCAUCCCUUCCAUCAUGAAUGUUCUUCUCGUCUGCCUCAUCUUCUGGCUCAUCUUUAGCAUCAUGGGAGUGAACCUCUUUGCUGGGAAGUUUGGGAAGUGCAUUAAUAAGACAGAAGGAGAUAUGCCUUUAGACUCCAAAAUUAUUAACAACAUGAGUGACUGUAUACUCUAUAAUGUGUCAGGCACGUUCUACUGGACAAAAGUUAAAGUCAACUUUGAUAAUGUUGGUGCUGGGUACCUGGCUCUGCUACAAGUGGCCACAUUUAAAGGAUGGAUGGAUAUUAUGUAUGCAGCAGUGGAUUCACGAGAGUGUGAGGAGCAGCCUGAAUGGGAAUAUAAUUUAUACAUGUACCUGUACUUUGUGAUUUUCAUCAUCUUUGGGUCUUUCUUCACAUUGAACCUCUUCAUUGGUGUCAUCAUUGACAAUUUUAACCAACAAAAGAAAAAGAUAAGUGGCCAGGACAUCUUUAUGACAGAAGAACAGAAAAAGUAUUAUAAUGCAAUGAAAAAGCUGGGAUCUAAAAAACCUCAAAAGCCAAUCCCAAGGCCACUGAACAAAUACCAAGGUUUUAUUUUUGAUGUUGUCUCAAAACAAGCCUUUGAUGUCUCCAUCAUGAUUCUCAUCUGCCUUAACAUGAUUACCAUGAUGGUGGAAACAGAUGACCAAAGUCAAGAAAAAGUGAACAUCCUCCAUAAAAUCAACAUGCUUUUUGUUGCCAUCUUCACUGGGGAGUGCAUCUUCAAAAUGCUGGCUCUGCGGCACUAUUACUUCACCAAUGGCUGGAAUAUAUUUGACUUUGUUGUCGUGAUUCUGUCUAUCGUAGGCACUGUACUUUCUGACAUCAUCCAGAAAUAUUUCUUCUCUCCUACGCUCUUCAGAGUCAUUCGCUUGGCUCGGAUUGGCCGGAUCCUAAGGCUCAUCCGGGGAGCCAAAGGAAUUCGAACUCUCCUGUUUGCCUUAAUGAUGUCCCUGCCUGCUCUGUUCAACAUUGGCCUCUUGCUUUUUCUGGUCAUGUUCAUUUAUGCCAUUUUUGGCAUGGCUAACUUCGCCUAUGUGAAGAAAGAGCAUGGGAUUGAUGACAUGUUCAACUUCCAAACCUUUGCGAACAGCAUGCUGUGUCUCUUCCAAAUCACCACAUCAGCUGGCUGGGAUGGGCUUCUCAACCCUAUUUUAAACACUGGACCGCCGUAUUGUGACCCAAACCUUCCAAAUGCAAAUGGUUCAAAGGGAGACUGUGGAAGCCCUGCCGUAGGGAUUUUAUUCUUUGUUACUUAUAUCAUUAUAUCAUUUCUAAUUGUUGUAAACAUGUAUAUAGCCAUUAUUUUAGAGAACUUCAGUGUAGCCACUGAGGAAAGUACAGAGCCUCUAAGCGAGGAUGAUUUUGAUAUGUUCUAUGAAAUCUGGGAGAAGUUUGACCCUGAAGCCACUCAGUUUAUUGAGUAUUCUGCACUUUCAGACUUUGCAGAUGCGCUGUCAGAACCUUUGCGGAUAGCGAAACCAAACAAAAUCAAACUCAUAGCAAUGGAUCUGCCCAUGGUCAGUGGAGACAGGAUCCAUUGCUUGGAUAUUUUGUUUGCUUUUACAAAAAGGGUGCUAGGAGAAUCCGGAGAGAUGGAUGCCCUUAAAAUACAGAUGGAAGAAAAGUUCAUGGCGGCAAAUCCAUCUAAGAUUUCUUAUGAACCUAUUACAACGACUCUCAGAAGGAAACAAGAAGAGGUCUCGGCCAUUGUCAUCCAACGAGCCUACAGGAGACAUUUGUUUCGGCGCUCAAUGAAGCAGGCAUCGUACUUGUACCGGCACAGAACUUUUGAGAACAGCAUCCUGGAGGAUGAUGCACCCGAGAAGGAGGGACUUAUUGCGUUCAUGAUGAACGAAAACUACGGCAGGCCAAUAGACAAAUCAGAAACUCUGUCCUCCACAUCUUUCCCUCCGUCCUACGACAGUGUCACCAGAGGUACGAGUGACAAUCUCCAGCUGAAGAUGACAGACUCGAGCAAAAGUGAUGAGGCUAUAGAUUGUCUUCUCUCGCCAGACAAGGAUAAGGAAUCAAUUGUUUAA